Molecule: messenger RNA, 2460 nt
Organism: Perca flavescens (yellow perch)
Lineage: Eukaryota; Metazoa; Chordata; Actinopteri; Perciformes; Percidae
Product: WD repeat-containing protein 49
Exons: 16
Coding region: 1-2460 (819 amino acids)
Molecular function (GO): protein binding
Source: RefSeq, a predicted model, not a curated record
AUGGGAACAAGGAUGGAGGUGGCACAGCUUGAGAGCAGAAUGAACACUGAAGACUAUGGAAAGCUACAGGGCCUUUUCCUGGACCCAUCGGGUGCACCUCGCUCCUUGUCCAGAACUGAAUUCAUCGAUCUGGCUUGGUCAUCAGUUGGUCAUGGCUCCAAGGAGGAAUAUGGCCUCCUGUUUGACAGCGUGGUUGUCACUCAGGAGCACCGCGGCCUUCUCCUGGACAUCGACGCCGUGAAGGAAGAGGGACGUGUCGACUGGGGAGGCCUGUGCUCUUUUCUGCUACUGGAGCUUUCUGAUAAAGUGAAGAACACCAGAACCAGUAGUGUCCCUUGCUGGAAGCCAGCACACAUUUUGAGCUGUCCGCACCGAGACCCGGUUCAAAAGGUGUUGUACCUACAGAGUUCAGGUCAGUAUUUGACUGUGAGUAAGGGAGGAACUGUGGGGCUGCGGGACAGAGAGGACAUGUCCCUCCUGAACACACAUCGACUUCAAAACAGCACGGUCAAACCCAAAGACCUCUGGGUCACAGACAUGGUGCUGCUGCACAAUGUACACAAGAUAGCCGUGUCUUUCACCAGUAAGGAGGUGUGUUUUUAUGACAUUCUGUCAAAACAGGACUUCAGCUGCAAGUAUAAACUCCAGGGUUUGAAGUUUACUCCCUGGUGUCUAGACUAUUGGGUGGAUCCCUCUCACCCGGACCAGGCCGUCCUCACCAUAGGAGACAUUGGAGGACAGGUCAGUGCUUUAUAUUUUACCUCAGCUCAGAUCUCUCUGUUUGAGAGACUCAGUCUGAGGACGGACUCUGAUUCAGCAGACAUCAUCCAAUGGAAUGAGCUGGUCAAAGGAAAGCAUCCCUCCUGUUACACUGUGACACACCAGGUGCACAUGCCUGCCUGGGUUAGAAAAGUAUGUUACCUAGGCUCGCUGGAAGCCUUCGUUUCGUGUAGCACCAAACCGCAGAGCAGCAUGGUGAUCGGCUGGAGGGAAAAGGAAAGCAGGAAUCUACGAGUCACUUCGUUCUUUACAAAGAGAGGUGUGUGGGACAUGGACCACCACCAUGGACUCAAUCUGAUAGCCACAGCAGGUGUGGAUCAUCAGGUCUUGCUGUGGAACCCGUAUGUGACCUCAGAGCCAGUUUGUAUGCUCAGCGGGCACACAAGCUCCGUCACCGCAAUUCGCUUCAUGCAGACAAAGCAGCAAUUGCUCAGCUACUCCAAAGAUAAGGUCCUGUGUCUAUGGGAUGUGUCUCGUCAGCUGUGUGUUCACCGUCUGGCCGGUGUCUUCCCAAAGACGCAGGAGGAAACGCACACCCUCCUGUUUCUCCACGAGGAGCGUCAACUCCUCUUACUUUCCUUCAACAGCCUGCUUCUCCUGCUGGAGACCACAAAGGAGGAGAGGAGGACCAGCAGUCAUGAGCACCCUGUUACCUGUGUGCUGUAUAAUAGUCUGUUCAGACAGGUAGUCAGCAGUGACUCUGCCUCCUCUGUGAUCUGCUGGCUGGCUGACACGGGCCAAAAGGUCAAGCAGUUCCACCGCUGCCAUGGCAACGCUGAGAUCUCCACCAUGACCCUGGAUGGUACGCAGACCCGGCUGUUUACUGCAGGCACUGACGGAGAGGUCAAAGUGUGGGACUUCAAUGGCCGCUGCCUCCACAGAAUGAACGCCGGCCUGGGUCGGGCUGUGGAGAUCUCACAGGUCCUGCUGCUGAGGAGGAGUAUACUGGUGAUGGGCUGGGAAAGGAUGUUAACAGUUUUCCGUCUGCAUUCCUUCUCAAAAUCUUUUGUUGAACCAUCAGAGUGGAAGGGAGGUGUUCAGCAUCGCAGUGAUCUGCUCUGUGCCGCAUUCCAGCCUCCACAGACUCUGGUCACAGGAAGCUAUGAUGGAGAGAUUAUAGUGUGGAACAACAGCACAGAAAAGGCAUUGAGGAAACUGGGGCCACAUGCUGAACACAGAGAAGGUGGUGCAGACUUGGUGUCCUGUGGAGGUUCAGGUGUAGUCAGACUCUGGAACACCUUCCACAGCCGCCUGGUGGGACAGUUCACAGCUCACAAUAGGGACCUUGGGUCUAUUGUUACGACUGUCAGCCCCUGUGGAAAAUAUUUAGUCACAGCUGAUAGGGAAGGAACACUCAAGACUUGGGACAUACAGCAUUAUUGUCUUGAUCCAGAUUACGGAGUAACCAAAGAACCUCCAAAACUACUGUGUAGUUUUCGCCCACACCUUGAUCGUGUGACUUACCUGGAGAUGUGUCUCCAUGGCGACAGACUCCUCCUUCUCUCUGCAUCAUCGGACUGCAGUUUGGCUCUUAGCUACCUGCCUGGAAAUACCGUCGGUCUGUUCGGACAGGAGGAGCAGUGGUGCUUGGAGAGACCUGGACCUCUGCACCAACAGCAGGAACCAGAGCGGAACAAGAAAGACCAGGGAGGGCAGCAAGGGAGGAUGUCACCUCCCUGA